Messenger RNA from Lucilia cuprina (Australian sheep blowfly), 4975 nucleotides. It is a transcript of the gene Toll-7, whose product is annotated as toll-like receptor 7. NCBI's taxonomy places the organism in Eukaryota, Metazoa, Arthropoda, Insecta, Diptera, Calliphoridae. The record is from RefSeq and is a predicted model, not a curated record. The transcript has a single exon. Bases 180 to 4586 code for a protein of 1468 amino acids. Gene Ontology annotation, molecular function: protein binding. Gene Ontology annotation, biological process: signal transduction.
AUAGAAAAAAUAAACCUAUUUAAAAAAUAAAUUUACUUUAAAAAGUGAAAAAAAUAACUUUAAACAAAAAAAAAAAAAAAAACUAAACAACUUAUGAAAACUGUUUAAACUAGAAAAAACAAAUCAAACUCCCGCCUCUCCUUAAACUCCCCCAAAAGAAAAGCAAAAACUUUGCUAAAAUGCUUAAAUUUAUGAAAAUGCAUUUAAGACAACUACAACAACAACAUUUUGCAUUUCAUCAUUUAUGGAGUUAUUUAAUUGUGCUGCUUUUUCUGCAAUUUGGAUACUAUACAGUUAAAGCCACAAAUUUAGCUCAAGUAGCCGCUUUAGCCACUGCCACAUCCAUUCAACAACAGUUGGCCACCACACAAUCAGCCUCUACGAAUCAAUGUUCCUGGCAAUACAAUGGUACCACAUCAGUUAAAUGUAAUUUACGUUUGAUCGAACGUUCGCUGGCAUUGGAUUUACAAGGUGCUGAUGGUUUUAGCCAGCUGGAGAUAAAAUGCAGUGAUUUGUAUUUAUUUGAAUCACAACUGCCACAAGCGGCCUUUGCCCGCCUGCAGACAUUGGAUGAAUUGAAACUGGUUUCUUGUAAACUAUUGCAAUUGCCCAAUAAUGCUUUUGAGGGUUUGAAUACGGUCAAGACAUUGAGCAUAAACACCCACAAUUCAGAAUGGGGUCCUAGUAAAACUUUGGAAUUAUUUCCCGAUUCUUUAAAUGGCCUUAAGCAGUUGACUGAGUUAGAAUUGGCGGAUAAUAAUUUGAGAGCUUUACCUUUGGGCUUCUUGUGUCCAGUGGGUAAUUUGCAAAUUUUGAAUUUAACCCAUAAUCGCAUUAGAGCAGCUGAAAAUUUAGGUUUUGCUGAUAUGAAUUGUAAUGGUGGCAGUGAAUUGCAGAUUUUAGAUGCCAGCUUUAAUGAAUUGAGAUCCAUAACAGAAUCUUGGGGCAUCUCAAGAUUGAGACGUUUACAGCAUCUUAACUUGCAGCAUAAUAACAUCUCAGAGUUGUCUGGCGAAGCGUUGGCGGGUUUGUCCUCUUUGCGUAUUGUUAAUUUAAGCAAUAAUCAUUUAGAGACCUUACCCGAGGGUUUAUUUGCUGGUUCCAAAGAAUUGCGUGAAAUACAUUUGAAAAACAAUGAACUGUAUGAAUUACCCAAAGGAUUAUUUCAUCGUUUAGAGCAAUUGCUAGUGGUGGAUUUGUCUGGCAACCAAUUGACCUCCAACCACAUAGACAAUACCACCUUUGCUGGUUUGAUAAGGCUGAUAGAAUUGAAUUUGGCUCAUAAUGCCUUAACACGCAUAGACUAUCGCACUUUUAAGGAGUUGUAUUUUCUGCAGAAUCUCAAUCUACGCAAUAACUCUAUAGGCCAUAUAGAAGAAAACUCCUUUCUGCCUUUAUAUAAUUUACACACUCUAAACCUGGCUGAGAAUCGUCUACAUACUUUGGAUGAUAAACUGUUCAAUGGUUUAUAUGUUUUAUCCAAAUUGACCUUAAACAAUAACUUGAUUAGUGUUAUUGAACCUAAUAUUUUCAAAAAUUGCUCAGAUUUAAAAGAACUUGAUUUGAGUUCUAAUCAAUUGAAUGAAGUGCCCAAAGCUAUACAGGAUCUAUCGAUGUUACGCACUUUAGAUUUGGGUGAAAAUCAAAUACGCACCAUAGACAAUGAUAGUUUCAAGAAUUUGCAUCAACUUACUGGUUUACGUUUGAUCGACAAUCAAAUUGGCAACGUCUCGGUGGGUAUGUUUGCUGAUCUUUCCCGUUUAAGUGUUUUAAAUUUGGCCAAGAAUCGCAUACAAAGCAUAGAGAGGGGCUCGUUUGAUAAGAACUAUGAACUAGAGGCCAUACGUUUGGAUCGUAAUUUUCUAUCGGAUAUUAAUGGUGUAUUUGCUACCCUAAUGUCUUUGCUGUGGUUAAAUCUUUCGGAGAAUCAUUUGGUUUGGUUUGAUUAUGCUUUCAUACCUUCCAAUCUCAAAUGGCUGGAUAUUCAUGGCAAUUAUAUAGAAGCUUUGGGUAACUAUUAUAAACUACAAGAGGAAAUACGUGUUAAAACUUUGGAUGCUAGUCAUAAUCGUAUUACGGAGAUAGGACCCAUGUCUAUACCCAAUACCAUAGAGUUACUGUUUAUCAACAACAAUCUCAUCAACACCAUCCAUCCUAAUACGUUUGUGGAUAAAGUGAAUUUGGCCAGAGUGGAUCUUUAUGCUAACGCCAUGUCUAAAUUACAACUACAACAAUUAAGAGUGGCACCUGUGGGUCCCCUAAAGCAAUUGCCUGAGUUCUACUUAGGUGGUAAUCCUUUUGAAUGUGAUUGCACCAUGGACUGGCUGCAGCGUAUUAAUAAUUUGACUACUCGACAACAUCCUCGCGUUAUGGAUCUGGCUAAUAUUGAAUGUGUUAUGCCUCAUGCUAGAGGUGCUCCUGUACGCUCUUUGGGCACUUUAAAACCUCAAGAUUUCCUGUGCCGCUAUGAUUCCCAUUGCUUUGCCUUGUGCCAUUGCUGUGACUUUGAUGCUUGUGAUUGUGAAAUGACUUGUCCCAACAAUUGCACCUGCUAUCAUGAUCAGAUAUGGUCUACCAAUGUCGUCGACUGUGGUGGUCAACAAACUAUGGAAUUACCCAGAAGAGUACCCAUGGAUUCUAGUGUGGUGUAUUUGGAUGGCAAUAACUUCCCAGUGCUGAAAAAUCAUGCUUUCAUAGGUAGAAAGAACCUAAAAUCUUUAUAUGUUAACGCCAGUCGUGUGGCCAGCAUACAAAACCGCACCUUUGCCGGUUUGAUUUCCUUGCAGGUUUUGCAUUUAGAAGAUAAUUUAAUGCAAACCCUGCAGGGUUAUGAAUUUGAACAUUUGUCCGCCUUGAAAGAGUUAUACUUACACAACAACCUGUUGACCUCUAUAGAAAAUGCCACCUUGGCUCCUUUGCAGUCUUUGGAAGUUUUGCGUUUGGAUGGCAAUCGUUUGGUUACUCUGCCCAUUUGGCAAUUGCAGCUACCUCAGUUCAAAGCUUUACGCAGCAUUGCUUUGGGUCGCAAUCAUUGGUCUUGUCGUUGUAAAUUUUUGCAAGAACUUACCUCAUAUGUGGCAGACAAUGCAGUCAUUGUACAAGAUUCCCAGGAUAUAUACUGUAUGGAAGAAACCUCCGGUAUAUAUGCCUCAACUCUGGGCAGUGCUAGUGGUGGUGUAGGCAGCUUAGCAACUGGUAAUCGUAAACGUGAAUUGGAUUUUAAUGUUACUGCUGCCUGCAGUGAUUAUUAUGCUGGUGGUUCUAUGCUACAACAUGGCAUACCAAAGACUUACAUUCCUCUGCUGGCGGCAGCUUUAGCUUUAGUUUUCCUGCUUAUAGUAGUCAUUAUUAUCUUUGUUUUCCGUGAAUCUUUACGCAUCUGGUUGUUUGCUCAUUAUGGUGUCAGGGUUUUCGGACCACGUUGUGAAGAAUCUGAGAAAUUAUACGAUGCCAUACUGCUACACUCUGCCAAGGAUUCAGAGUUUGUGAGUCAGUAUUUGGUGGCCGAAUUGGAAACCGGAAGACCACCUUUGCGUAUUUGUUUGCAGCACAGAGAUCUAUCACAUGAUGCUACACAUUAUCAAAUCUUGGAAGCCUCGAGAGUAUCCCGAAGAGUGGUUAUUUUACUUACAAGAAAUUUCCUACAAACAGAAUGGUCUAGAUGUGAAUUGAGAAGGGCUUUACAUGAUGCUCUUCGAGGAAGACCUCAAAAACUGGUGGUUAUCGAAGAACCUGAAGCUGUGUUUGAGGCAGAAAAUGAUAUAGAACUUUUGCCUUAUUUGAAGACUUCAGCUGUGCAACGCAUUAGACGCAGUGAUCGUCAUUUUUGGGAGAAACUGCGCUAUGCUCUGCCAGUAGAUUAUCGCACGGGUAACAACUAUACUUUGGAUCAUAAUCAUGAACGUAUUAAACAGCCUGCCAGUCCUGGUAUUUUGUACAGACCUGCCCCACCACCCGCCUAUUGUCCUGAGGGAGAAGGUGAGCAAAACUACUCCUCCGCUACAACAGCCACUCCUUCUCCACGACCCCAAAGAAGAGGAGAACAACACACCAGCACUUUACAUCAUCCCAGCAAUAGUUCGCAUCUACAUCCCAAUGCCGUGCAGCAGGCAGUGCCCCAGUAUUAUCAUCAUCAAGCUGUAACAACAGCGGGUUAUGUGCAAAGGCCUCCCUCAGAGCAUAUAUACUCCAGCAUUGAUUCAGACUAUUCAACGCUGGACAAUGAGCAAAUGUUAAUGAUGCCACCAGCACCACCCUCACCCUCGGCAGUUAAUGCUGGUGUGGCCAUAAAUAGUCUGCAUCGCAACAUUCAUCCUCAUCAGCUGCAACAGCAACAGCAGCAAAACCAACAACAUCAACAUUUAGCAAAUAUGUCGCAAACCUGGCGACCUCAAGCAAAUCAAAAACAACGUGCCCUUAGUGCUAUAGAUCCACAGCUACAACAUCCGGGUGCCGCUCAAACCUUGCAGCCUCAAGCUACAGCCCACCCUAAUGGCUCCAGCAGCAGCAACAGUAGUAGUAGCAACAACCAAACAAUACAACCUGGUCAACAGCAAGGACCACAUGUGCAGGCCUAUUUAGUGUAAUUUUUUCUCUAACUAACCCAACACACAUACAAACACAUUUUAUAGUCAUAGUGCAAAAUAAACUAAAAAAAUAAUAAUAAUAAUUUUUACUAACACAAACAAAAAACCCAACAACAACAACAAAAACGUACUGAUUAGAAUUGCAAAAAUAAAUUUUAAAUUAAAUAAUUUUUAAAUGUUUGCUUAAGUUUUAAUUUCCUCAAAAACAAAAAAAAACAAAAAAAAUUAUAAAUUGUGUAAAUUUUCCUAACAAAAGAGUAUAAAGCAAGAAACGAAGAGCAAAAGAGAGUUAUAAAAAAAUAUGAAUAAACGACUGAGAGUGUAUGCGUUUUUAUUUUGUAUUUAUAUAUUUAAGGACUGGUUCCUGUUUAUUUUUAUAAUAAUUUCCU